Molecule: messenger RNA, 540 nt
Organism: Raphanus sativus (radish)
Lineage: Eukaryota; Viridiplantae; Streptophyta; Magnoliopsida; Brassicales; Brassicaceae
Exons: 2
Source: RefSeq, a predicted model, not a curated record
UUCUUUUUAGUUUAUCAGGCAGAUGGUUAUAAAAACUCGGGGUGUUACAACAUACAAUGUCCUGGCUUUGUUAUUGUCACUCAGAUUCCUUGGAUUGGAAAAGUGUUUUCUAGAACCUCUAUUUACGGUGGUAACGAAACAAUUUCUUUCACACCGCAAGUAUUCCAGGAUGGCUUAAGCGGAAACUGGGGAUUAAAAAUAUUCAACGAUGUAGUUGGUUACUGGCCUAAAGAAUUAUUCACUCAUCUAAACAAUGGAGCAUCUUUAUUACGUUUUGGAGGAAAUACAUUUAUGUCUCCGGAUGGAAUAAGUCCUCCCAUGCGAAAUGGACAUUUUCUGGUUAUCGAUUUUCAGAAGAGUUCACAUUAUCUGCAUGUCAAAGUUAAGAACUCUAACUAUCAAUUAGUUGAUAUUGAAGACAGUAAAACAAGACGUUAUUCAGAUUCGUACCAGUGUUAUAGAUUAUCUUAUUGGGGUUAUGUGAAAUCGAAUGGAGUAUCCUUCUCCUUUGGAGGUCCAGGUGUAGACUGUGGUACUUGA